Messenger RNA from Schistocerca piceifrons (Central American locust), 2875 nucleotides. RefSeq names its product glutamate receptor ionotropic, kainate 2-like. Gene Ontology annotation, biological process: modulation of chemical synaptic transmission; monoatomic ion transport; synaptic transmission, glutamatergic. Bases 87 to 2813 code for a protein of 908 amino acids. NCBI's taxonomy places the organism in Eukaryota, Metazoa, Arthropoda, Insecta, Orthoptera, Acrididae. The record is from RefSeq and is a predicted model, not a curated record. Gene Ontology annotation, molecular function: transmitter-gated monoatomic ion channel activity involved in regulation of postsynaptic membrane potential; glutamate-gated receptor activity. The transcript has 18 exons. Gene Ontology annotation, cellular component: postsynaptic membrane; plasma membrane.
ACGAUCGCCUUGCUUAAAUUAGUCUGCGCGUCCUGCUAGGCCAAACCAGUGCUGGGGCGGCUGCGCAGCGGCGCCACGGAACCAUCAUGUUGACAAGUCAUGUACGCAAUAUGAAUCACUACUGGUCUAUCAAGAAUGUGACCUUAAGUUUCAUAGUACUAUUUUGUUUUGUACAAAGCUGUGGAUGUUUUUCAGAAAUAAAAAUAGGUGCUCUGUUUCAUGGGCAGGAAAGUCAACAAGAACAAACCUUCCAGUUAGCUGUUGAACACAUUAACAGCAAGCAACAUGUUUAUGAGCUGAAACCUUAUGUACAAUAUGUAGAAGAACAUGAUGUUCUUCAAGUAGAUGCAGCAGUUUGUGAGCUGCUGUCAAAUGGUGUGUGGGCUAUAUUUGGACCUAAUUCAAGUUCAGCAUCUGAGCAAGUUCAAUCAAUCUGUGAUACUAUUGAAAUACCUCAUAUUGAGAUGAGAUGGAAUACCAAACAGCGAAGACAAGAUGUUGCUCUUAACUUAUAUCCACAUCCAAAGGCACUGUCAAAAGUGUACGCAGAUUUAGUUAAGGCAUGGAAAUGGAAGAGCUUCACUAUCCUAUUCGAAAGUGAUGAAGGGCUCAUCAGACUCAGUUAUGUACUGAAGAUGUAUGGCCCAAAGGACUUCACAGUGACAGUUCGUCAUCUAAAUGAUUCUUCCAAUUACAGGCAUGUCUUGCGUAGAGUGAAAAGAUCAGGAGAAAUAAAUUUCAUCUUAGACUGUUCAAUUGAAACUUUACCUGAAAUUAUGAAACAAGCUCAGCAGGUUGGUCUUAUGACAGAUGAAUACAACUUCAUCAUAACAACAAUGGAUGUGCAUACCAUUGACUUGGAGCCUUAUCAACAUGGAGGGACAAACAUAACUGGCUUUCAGCUUGUCGAUACCACAAGUGAUCAUGUACAAAACAUAAUAAAUUCAUGGAAGAAUUUUGAAAUAGAAGAUCUUGACAGGCCUGAUAUUGAACCAGAACAGAUUGAAGUUGAGUCUGCUCUCAUGUAUGAUGCUGUGCAUCUGUUUGAUGCAACAGUAAGAGAUAUGAGAGACCUCCAUAUCGAGGAUUCACCUUCUGGUUGUGAUAACGUAUGGGGACAUGGUCAUUCAUUUAUCAACCUGAUGAGAGAUAGAUAUAAGACACUUCGAGGACUAACAGGACCUGUACAUUUUGAUUAUGAAGGUUUUCGAACAGAUUUUAUGCUGCAUAUAGUGGAGUUGACAGUUGAUGGACUGCAGAAGAUUGGCACAUGGAAUUCAACCACUGGACUUACUUUAAUACGAGAAGAAGUAUCAACUGAAGUGAGACAAGAGGAAAGCCUACAAAACAGGACACUCAUAGUGUUAACAGCAAUUAGCAAGCCUUAUGGCAUGCGAGUGGACACCAGUCUGACAUUAAAAGGAAAUGAUAUGUAUGAAGGUUUUGGCAUUGAUCUUAUACAUGAAAUAUCCCUUAUGCUUGGGUUUAAUUACACAUUUGUCCUACAACUUGACAGUAAAUAUGGGACAUUAAACAAGGAAACAAAGAAAUGGGAUGGCAUGGUCAGAGAACUUCUGGAUGGUAAUGCAGAUUUGGCUAUCACAGACUUGACAAUUACAGCUGAACGGGAGAGUGCUGUGGAUUUUACUAUGCCGUUCAUGAAUUUAGGUAUUGCUAUCCUGUACAAGAAACCAAUGAAGGCUGCACCAAAGCUAUUUUCAUUUAUGGAUCCUUUCUCCAAGGAUGUUUGGAUUGUAAUGUUUGCAGCUUACAUAGGAGUAUCUCUUAUGCUCUUUGUAAUGGGCAGGAUCAGUCCAUAUGAAUGGACAAACCCAUACCCCUGCAUUGAAGAACCAGAAACACUGGAGAACCAAUUUACACUGAGUAACAGUUUAUGGUUCACAAUUGGAAGUCUGAUGCAACAAGGCACAGAAAUAGCACCAAUUGCUGUGUCAACGAGAAUGGUUGCUGGUAUAUGGUGGUUUUUCACUCUUAUCAUGGUUUCAUCAUACACAGCAAAUCUGGCAGCCUUCCUUACAGUUGAAAGCAUGUAUCAACCAAUAAAAAAUGUCAAAGAUUUAGCAGACCAGAACACAAUCAAAUAUGGAGCAAAGAGAGGUGGCUCUACACUAAAUUUCUUCAGAGAUUCUGAAGAUGAAAUAUAUCGACGAAUGUACAACACAAUGAUUAAUACACCAGGUGUGUUGACAAAAGACAAUGAUGAGGGUGUGGAAAAAGUAAAAAAUUCAAACUAUGCAUUCUUUAUGGAGUCAACUUCAAUUGAAUAUGUUAUUGAACGUAACUGUGAUCUGACCCAAGUUGGAGAUAAACUUGAUAACAAAGGCUAUGGUAUAGCAAUGAGAAAAAAUAUGACAUAUCGCAAUUCGCUUAGCACUGCAGUGUUAAAACUGCAAGAAACAGGACGCCUACAAGCUUUAAAAAACAAAUGGUGGAAAGAAGAAAGGGGUGGUGGCCAGUGUGUGGACGCAGAAGAAAAUGCUGAUGUAUCCGGUCUGAAACUUGAAAAUGUUGGCGGUGUUUUUGUAGUGCUUAUGGUUGGUGUUGUGUUUGCCAUAUUUGUUACCUUCUUUGAACUUCUAUGGGAUGUAGGGCACAAAUCUCUGAAAGAAAAAAUACCUUUCAAAAUGCUGUUAAUGGAGGAGCUACGGUUUGUUGCUAAGUUACACGGAACAACAAAACCUGUCAGGAAGUACAAUCAGGAUGCAGAAGGGGAAGAUACAAAUAAUUUCAUUCCUUUGAGUCCAUACACAAAUUCAUAUGACUUUGUUGACUCAAAGGAACCUCUGACAUGAUAUUCAACUUAAUUACUUUGUCAAAGUCAUUAACAGUAAUUAAUAAAGUUCUGUAUAAGUAA